AUGAAUAACAACAGAAUAAGAAUUUAUCAUUCUGAAUUAAUUAACCAAAACUCAACAGAGCCUAGAAGUUUAUGUGAAUGUUUUCGAAAAAGAAAAUUAGCAUGGAUGAUAUUUUUAAUUAUUAUUAUUAUGAUUGUUUCAAUAAUAGUUAUUGUAAUAAUUAUCCAGAAAACAAAAAUGAAUCAAAAUGAUAAUAUAUCGACGGCCGAAGAACAAACGACAGUAUUGAUAACAGAAGAUUUAACAAUUGGAGUAACAACGACAGAAGAACAAUUACGUCCUCCUCGGAUUAUUGAUAGUAAUACUACAUGGGUAAAGGCUGGUACCACUAUUGCCGGAUUACUCCCAUCUGGACCUGGAGUACAGCAACUGGAUCGUCCUUAUGGUAUCUAUAUUGAUAAUACAGAUCAGAGUAUUUAUAUUGCUGACUAUGGAAAUCAUCGUAUUGUUAGAUGGAAAACUGGUGCCACGAGUGGUGUAAUCGUUGCAGGCAAUAAUGACUUCAGAAACCAAAUGGAGCAAUUACAUAAUCCAACAGAUGUGCUGCUUGAUAAAGACAAGAAUUUUCUGAUCAUCUGUGAUUCUGCCUACCAGCGAGUAGUUCGAUGGUCUCGUCGGGAUAAUCAAAUUCAAAAAACGCUGAUUUCUAAAAUUGGCUGUUUUUCUCUAGUAAUGGAUAAUAACGGAGAUCUUUAUGUUUCUGAUAUAAAAAACCAUGAAGUAAGAAGAUGGAAACAAGGAGAGGCGGACGGAAAAAUAGUAGCAGGUGGAAAGGGAAAAGGAAAACAAGCCGAUCAACUCAAUACUCCCUAUUCUAUUUUCGUCGAUCAAGACUAUUCAGUUUAUGUAGCAGAUUUUGUAAAUUCCCGUGUGAUGAAAUGGAUGAAAGAUGCGAAAAAUGGAACUAUUGUUGCUUGUGGACCCCAUCAAACUAAUAGUGAUAAUCAAGAGCACCGCCCUUGGGGCGUAGUUGUUGAUCAUCAAGGGAAUAUUUACGUGUCGGAUGUAGANACAAUUUGUUUCAUAUACAAAACAUAUCUCGUUUUUAUUUCAAUUGAUGACUUUAUUUACAAUUGCUUGAAAUAUUUGAGCAAAACCCUCGAACUUCUUCAUAUUUUUCUCUUCAAUAUUAAAAAAUCGUCCGAGAAUUUGAGUAAACAAACCACCAUACGAUUCGCAUAG
Messenger RNA from Adineta ricciae, 1182 nucleotides. Lineage: Eukaryota; Metazoa; Rotifera; Eurotatoria; Adinetida; Adinetidae. The record is from the annotation of a GenBank genome assembly.